AGGUGCGCUUGCUGCGCGGCAGUGUGCCGGUUUAACGGCGGAGCUGCACGGGCUCUCUCACGCCAUUUCCUCGUGCCGACCCCCCCCCAUCCCUCCGGGAUGUCGAGCAGCGGCUCGGGCUCUUCCUCGCGGAAGGAGUUCGACGUGAAGCAGAUCCUCACGAUCCGAUGGAGGUGGUUCGGUCACCCCGCGGUGCCUCCGCCUCACUCCCCGCCGGCGGGAGACUACUUCGCCGGGCGGAGAGCGCGCGGCAGCUCCGGGGGACGGGGCAUCGGCCGCGGCUGCAGCGACCCCGAUUCCGCCAGCGCGACCCCCGGCCCCGCGGGGCACUGCGGGCUGGUGGCCAGCGGCAGCGCCGGGUCGAACCUCUGUAACGGAAGCGGCAGAAAGUUUGCCGAUCCGGCGGGCGAGCGGGGCGGAGCGGCGGGAGCGACGGGGGGCUCCUGCACCCGCUCCGUCAGUCAGCCCGAGUGCAGGAGCCCCGCCGCCGCGGCGCUCACCUGGGUCUCCCCGCCGCCUUGCCGUCGUUCCCGACCCGCGUCGGGCAUGGAGCCCCCCGGCGGGGGUCCGCUCCCCCAGCUGGUCCCCGAGCCAGCCGCUCAUGUCGGGGACGGAGAGGAGGCGGCGGCGGCGGCGACGGCACCGGCUGCGUCGGGCACCGACGACCACCAGCAGGAAACCGACUCCAGCUCGUGCAGGACGUCCAACAGCAGCGCCACACUGUCCUCGUGCGUGUCGCUGGAGCCAUGUGCGUGUCCAGAGGAGUGCACGUUCACCGCUCUGUCCCACGCCGACAUCACCUUCCGCAAGAUGGAGGGCUACCUGCGGUCCCGGCAGCUGUGUGACGUCGUGCUGGUGGCGGGAGACAGGCGGAUACCGGCACAUCGGCUGGUGCUCUCGUCCGUGUCCGACUACUUUGCGGCCAUGUUCACCAGCGACGUGAGGGAGGCCAAGCAGGACGAGGUGAAGAUGGAAGGAGUGGACCCUGAUGCGCUGUGGGUUCUUGUGCAGUAUGCAUAUACAGGGCGGCUGGAUUUGAGGGAGGACACCAUUGAGUCCCUGCUGUCGGCGUCCUGCCUGCUGCAGCUGUCCUCGGUGGUUCAGGCCUGCUGUUCCUUCCUCACGAAGCAGCUCCACCCCUCCAACUGUCUGGGCAUCCGCUCCUAUGCCGACGCUCAGGGCUGCGGCGACCUGCAGCGGGCCGCGCACGCCCACACCAUGGAGCACUUCUUGGAGGUGGUGGGAGGCCAGGAGUUCCUGUUGCUCCCAGAGGAGGAGAUGGAGCGGCUCAUCACGUCGGAGGAUGUCAACGUGCCCAACGAGGAGACCAUGGUGACGUCUUUGCUGACGUGGGUUCGCCACGAUGCCGCCACGCGACAGCGGCACCUGCCUUCGCUGCUGGCUCACAUCCGCCUGCCUCUGCUCCACCCGCAGUUCCUGGCGGACCUGGAGUCCAACCCUCUGCUGCGGGACAGCAUGGAGUGCCAGCGGCUGCUGAUGGAGGCCAUGAAGUAUCACCUCCUGCCGCAGCGCCAGCCGCUGCUCCAGAGUCCCCGCACGCGGCCCCGCAAGGCCACCGUAGGCGCCAUGUUCGCCGUAGGGGGGAUGGACGCCACGAAAGGUGCGACCAGUAUCGAGCAGUACUGCCUGCGUCGGGACACGUGGAGGCAGGUGGCCACCAUGAGUGGACGGAGGCUCCAGUUUGGCGUCGCUGUCCUCGCCGGCCGUCUCUACGUGGUGGGCGGCCGAGAUGGACUCAAGACCCUCAACACCGUGGAGUGUUACAACCCUCACAGCAAGGCCUGGAGCGUCAUGCCGCCCAUGUCCACUCACAGGCACGGCUUAGGCGUAGCCGUCCUGGAGGGACCCAUGUACGCGGUAGGAGGACACGAUGGCUGGAGCUACCUCAGCACAGUGGAAAGGUGGGACCCCCAAGCUCGCCAGUGGAGCUUCGUUGCAAGUAUGGCAACACCCAGAAGCACAGUUGGAGUAGCUGUACUAAACGGCAAGCUGUAUGCAGUUGGAGGUCGUGACGGAUCCUCCUGCCUGCGUUCGGUGGAGUGUUUCGACCCCCACACCAACAGGUGGACCGGUUGUGCUCCCAUGGCUAAAAGGCGCGGAGGUGUGGGCGUGGCCACAUGGCAUGGCUUCCUCUACGCCAUCGGAGGUCAUGACGCUCCGGCCUCAUCACUUGCAUCUCGGCUGAGCGACUGUGUGGAAAGGUAUGACCCUCAGACAGAUGUGUGGACAGCAGUUGCGCCCAUGAGCAUCAGCAGAGACGCAGUAGGUGUUUGUCUCCUUGGCGACCGUCUUUACGCCGUGGGCGGUUAUGACGGGCAGGUGUAUCUCAAUACGGUUGAAGCCUACGACCCUCAGACUAACGAGUGGACACAGGUAGCACCUCUGUGUCUGGGCCGGGCGGGAGCAUGCGUGGUGGCCGUCAGGCUGUAAAUAAAGAAAGACGCCGACUCCGGUCCGGCCCGCGGCGGACGGUGCGUCUCGGAGGGUCCGCGUUGCUGAAGACCAACGGGGAAACCCGUCUGCCCACCCGGGGAGCCAGAGACUCGACUCCUCGGCGGCCGCCUCUCCUUCAUUUAUGUGUUUUACGGUUGAGUCUUCGUGUUUGAACAUCCUGGUAACUUCUGCCGCAGGAGUGAACCGCCGCCGCGAUGAAGCGCAGUCUGCUGUGUUCACCGCAGCAUGACGGAACACCCGCCUCGCAUUUUUGUUGAUCUUGCCUGUUAGUUUGUUCCUGUAGACACGGGGGGGGACGCACACUCACAGACGCACACUCACACACACACACACACUUGGUUGCUUUCAGCUUCUAUUUCUGCUGAAAGGUGGGAGAGACGUGAAUGAGAUUGGCAAGUUGCCGCAUCACUUUUCGCUCUCGCCUCUCCAAACAAUAUCUGAUCAGCGUCGUAUUGAUGCCAUUUUCAUGUAUUCUCUAGCAUUUCAUUUGGCAGUUGGCGAGUUGCUCUCGUCUUUCUUUCCCUUCCUCGCUGGCGGAUGAAAGAAAGACUUUUGACAUAAUCAGCACAACCUCAAGAACAGCUACACUGUGAGAAGCUGAUGCUCUUUAUACUUCUCAGUCAGAUACAUAUCAUUGGCCUUUUAUCGAAUGUUUCUGUGUGUAUGUCUGCACAGUUACAUCAGCCCACAUCUGAAGCAGUGUACUGUGAUUUAUUGGACAUUAUCACACGAGCCGCAGUGGAAAAUGAUCAAUUCUUCCAUUAUUCAGCAAUUGCCUCCGUUUUUUCCGGUGUUUUUUUACUUUUACUUUUGUCAUUGUUUACAUAAUUGUGAGGCAUUAAGCUCUAGUCUCAGUUUAUAACGUGAGUUUUAAUAAUAUGUUCAUAUUUUUCAUAUUUCUCUCGCACUCAGUCAGCUAUUUACGGGUUUAGUUUUAUACUGGGUCAGGUGAGAAUUUCUGUCUAUUUCUGUGUGUGUGUGUGUGUGUGUGUGUGUGUGU
Molecule: messenger RNA, 3475 nt
Organism: Gasterosteus aculeatus aculeatus (three-spined stickleback)
Lineage: Eukaryota; Metazoa; Chordata; Actinopteri; Perciformes; Gasterosteidae
Gene: klhl5
Product: kelch-like family member 5
Molecular function (GO): protein binding
Source: RefSeq, a predicted model, not a curated record